AUGGCUUUGAAACCCAAGCUGAAGCCCAUGUCUACUUCCAACUCGCUGCAAAAGCGAAGCAUGCAGUUUAAGAAUGUUUUUGUGGAUUCCAAGAAACGGCGGAAGCAGGCAUUCACGCUGUCAGUGUUCGUUGGUAUCGCACUAGUCCUAUACUUAGUGAGUGGCCUGUUCGGCCGCGGAAGGCCUACCGUCAACAAGUACCCACCUGUCCAUGGCCACUACAUAAACGAAAUCGCCACGACAAAGCCUCUGAUCUUUCCGGCUGUGGAAAACGCAGCGCAGCUCAAGGAAAUGAACAUGAGAAGCCUGCACAUUUUGCGGAUUGACAUGGACGGCAAUAAGAAAUACGUUUUGAAGGAGACCGAUCAGCCAAUCACGGAGAAAGAACGCAAGCAGAUGACCGACCCACACGAGAUUAUCAAAAGGGACUACCUGGACCACGGCAAGCUUGUUUUCCGUAAAGGAACAGACAGCCCGGAAGUGGUGAUUGUCACUCUGGUCGACUUCGAUAACUACGACCCACAGACCCUAAUCAAGGUGGUGCAGAACAGGGUCAACUACGCUCAGAGGCACCGCUACGGCGUGUACGUCAGAUGGGCGCAGGAGUUUAUACCACUGCUAGAAAAGCAGAACCUAAAGGAGUCCUACGAGUACCUGAAGCCCAUGAUCAUGAGGGCUGCCUUUCAUGCAUUCCCUAGAGCCAAGUACUUUUGGUUCUUGGACCAAGACGCCCUCAUCAUGCGUAUGGACCUGUCCUUGCAGAACCACCUCCUCGACCCCAAGAUCCUGCAGCUCGCCAUUUUGAAGAACGUGCCCGUUGUCAAGGACUCAAACAUCAAGACCUACAACCACUUCUUGCCGGGGAACGCCGAAAUCAUAUUCCCACAGACCAACGGGGGGUACUUGGACUCCUCCUCGUUCAUAGCGGCCUCCGGCAUGUACAGCAAGGCUAUGUUUGACUACCUGAGCGAUCCGCUGGUUCGCGAUUUCCCAUGGCAGAACUUUGCUCACUGUGUGUCACACGCGCUGCAGUGGCACCCAAGCAUCCUCGCGAAAACAGCGCUGAUUGUGCCCAAAACCAUUGCUAGCGUAUACGAUCCAGCGAAAAAGGCUGACGAGAAGCCUGGCGUCGACGCUUUCCACUACACCGCCGGUGACCUUGUUGCUUCUUUCUACGGCUGCAAAGACAGAGGUUCAUGCAUCAAAGACAUCGAUACUUUCUACGACAAGGUACAAACAUCAUAG
This is a messenger RNA of Lachancea thermotolerans CBS 6340, 1245 nucleotides long. It is a transcript of the gene MNN11, whose product is annotated as alpha-1,6-mannosyltransferase. Gene Ontology annotation, biological process: protein N-linked glycosylation. Gene Ontology annotation, molecular function: alpha-1,6-mannosyltransferase activity. NCBI's taxonomy places the organism in Eukaryota, Fungi, Ascomycota, Saccharomycetes, Saccharomycetales, Saccharomycetaceae. The transcript has a single exon. Gene Ontology annotation, cellular component: Golgi membrane; mannan polymerase complex. The coding region runs from base 1 to 1245 and encodes 414 amino acids. The record is from RefSeq and is a predicted model, not a curated record.